CCUGUCAACUUUCAUACCCAGUUUUUUUAUUUAUAUCUUUUUUUGUGUACAAACAUGACUUGUGUUAAAGUAUUUAUCUGCUUUUUAAUGUUAUUUAUAUGCCUGUGUUAUAUAUAUAUAGGAAGCUGUGUAUGUGAAUAGUUCUGUCCUGUUUGGAUUUUAAGUUGUUACCGUUUUUUGCAAAGUUUCACAGUUCUGCAUCUGUGGUAAGGUUGCCAGUUAAUUUGGUUUUACAAUCACUUUCACCUUACAAUGUUAUUGGUAAGUUUAAGUGGGCGGAAACAAGUAUUUAUCUUAAAACUAUCAGAUAAAAUUCACCCACACUUCACUUAAAUGUGCUGUACUGAGGCGGAACCUGCAUCUGAUUGUUGCGAUACACAAUCCCAUGUUGGUUCCAGUAGAUGAGUUGCGAUGUUUCCUGUAAACUCUGAAACCUGCCACAUUCGGGCGGUCUGGAAAUGAUAUGUUCCCUCUUCUUCUGAAAGCAUUCGUUUUUUUAUCGGUAAAAGUUUCUUAAUGACAAAGCCCGUGCGAGCAAAUGUGGCUCAUCAUUUAGAAAACAGAACAGAAACUCACAACUGUAAACAGAGUUUCAGAUACAGUCAACAGAGAACAUAAUCUCUCUCACCAUCAGGUUUGCAGUCAUAAUCACAAUAAUGUUUUUGUGCAGAUUUUGGUCUUUAAAGACAUGCGUUUAUUUACUUUUUUUGUACACCCAAAAAGUUGUAAAACAUAACUUAAUCUAGACAGCAGAAGAAAAAAUUCCCCCCCAUCUGCUUGGAAUAUUAUUUAAUUCCUUGUGCGUCGUAAACAUUCAUAUAUUCGAAUCCGUUCUAGCUAUUCAUUCAGCAGUUUACCAGAUUCAGUUCUCAGUCUAAACAGAAGAAUAAGAUCCACAUGAGUUGUCUGAUAAGGCGCGUUUGAAGUGAUUGAAAAGCUUGAGGUGUAUUUGAAAUGUAAAUGACUCCACAUCUGUGAGCCCUUUGGAGAGAAGCAAUAGAUCAGAGCUGUAUAGUCAAGAACUUUACGGCUGACAAAUGAAUUUGGGCCUCGGUGGAGGGAGAAAGCAGCAGUGGGGGUCUUCCAUUUGUUCUUCGUGGCUUCUGAGUUUGCACAACUUCUUUUGGGCUAACUUCUUGCCGCUUUGAGAUUCGCCACUUGUGUCCCUGCGGCAGAUUCAUGUGGCGUUGGUGCCGUUGAAUAAAGGGCAUGUAGAGAAAAUAAAUUGUAGAGGACUUUUUAGUGACAGUGAUAGAGAAUGAAUCACGCUAGCAUACUAAAUCCAGGUGUUUGCUUGUAAGGAAAUAUAAUUAGUUUGACUACUACAGAAUCAGUUUUUUUUGUUCUCUUUUGUUGAUUGAAACGCUUAUUUGCUUUUUGUGUUAACGGCUGCGUAAGUAACUUGUGUAUUACUCCAAAGUUAAUACAAGCUUUCAUAAACUGAUUUUAAGAGUAACGAAAACAAUCUAAAUUGUUUUUAAAAAGUCACAUGGUCAAAACUUUUCAUUCAUCUGAAUCUUUAAAUAGAAAACAUUUCUUUCAGUAUAUUUUAUCGUCCGUGUGAGCAAGCAACAGACUUCAAACCUUCGUCGCUGCUCUUGUUUUUAAAUGACAAAUGAAUGACUUUAUAGAAAUUCCUUCUUGUUUUUUGGUGCCGAGACUUUCACUGGUGGUUAGAAAUAUAGAGACAAGAAACUUAGUUUUUUGUAACUGCCUGAUGAAAUGCCAACGUUUAUAGAGAGACUGCCCUUGAUAAUUUGAAACCUUAAAAGCUUUUAUUACAUAUUCGAUUUAGCUUGCACACAAAUAUAAUUUUUUUUCUCCAUAUUUUUUUUCUGGAAUUAAAAAGCCACAGAUCACAGCGGUUGCUUUUUUGUCUCGUGUGCUUUUCAUUCUGUUUUUGGUUGUUUUAGAAGAGACUAAAAGACGUUGAUAUGCCGCUCCGGAUGUGUAGUUUAGUAUGUAUAUUGUGAAAACUUAAACAAUAUUGUCCUGAUUAUAAAGUAAGAGGUCACCUUGGAUGCUAUAUGAAUGAAGUGCUCGAAACGUAAGCAUUUCUUCUUUUUUUUUCUCACACCCUGUCUGUCUCUCUGGGAAUAAAACACAGACCUUUGACCCGUUGUGUCACAGCAAGCUCUUUAAUCCUGUAAUGAAUUACAGCUUCAGCUUCUGUUGCAUUUAUUAGUAAUAUGAUUUGAGAAGUAAGGUUUUAAUUUUCUUAUAACUCUCAAACCUUGACUAGCACACACAACUCUUCCGUGAAGUCUAUUUGACAACUCCCACAGAUAAGCAACAGUUUAGGUUACCACUCUGACUCUGUCAAAGCAGUUUGACAUCACUUGUUAGGCUAAUUAUGUGGCGUGUAAUAAUUUAGUGGUUUUACAUCUGGUAAAGUUUGGUGGUGACUGAAAACUCUCCGUAUUCCCAGUAGAGGGGUACUGUAGGUUGCACUGCAAGAAAUGAAAAAAGUUCCCCUGAAUCUUCAUUCUUACUCAUGAACAAAAAUAGAUGGUGCUUGUGUAGGAAUGUGUGCCAUAAAACUUUCUGGUUGGAUGUGUUGAGACUGUGAUGUUAGAUUAGCUUUUAAUACGUGUCGGAUAAGUUUGUCUCUGUCCAAACUGAAUUAGUAAAUCGGUACAUAUUUAUUUAAAUGAACAUCGCUCUUGUCAGUUUAAUAGCUCCAUCCUUCUCGCUCUGUUAUUCUUUUGCUACUAUCUGAAAGUUUUCAUGUCAAAUCCUCCAGCAGUUGCCCACUUCCUUUCCAGUCUGACCGUGCCCAGUUUAGUCCGUCCGCCGUUCCUCCUGCGAGCUCCUCGCGCCGGCCCCUCUGGAACGUUGAUGAUGAUCACGAAGAGCCGUGUGGUGUGGUCACCCUUCGCACCCAGGAUCAUCUGCACCUGUGAGGUCUUCUGAGAAGAGGAAGUACAGGACGGUACGCUUCAUAAACGGCACGUAUGAAGACGACGCAAGGCUAAUAAACUCUGUGAACGCCGCAGGAGAAAAUGGAAUGAUUCCUAGGCCAGAAUGGAUGUGGAAUAAAGGGUACCUCAGAGGAAAAGGACUCCUCAGGGAAGCGCCUUUGGAUACCUUUCCAACUGUUAUCUGCCUCCCUGUUGGAACUGAGUGUGAUAAUGCUAUAACCCAAUGCUUAACAGAGAUAUGGUGCGGAAAAAGAAUCCCCCUUUGAGAAGCUUCGGCGGCGAGGAAGAGGACGGAGAGGCCGUGGCGGCCGAGGCCACGGGCCCGGAAACCGGAAACGGCGAGAGCCAGGCUUCUGAGCCCGACGGGUCGGUAAACGAGGAGCGUGAGGAGCCGUCGUCCCCUGGCCCCAUCAAACCAGACAGGCCCGAUUUCUCCAGCCACAAGCAGGCAGCCGAGACCAGGCUGCUAGACUUCACUGCUUCCCCAAUGCACUCUGAUCCAGAAGAAAAAGGGGACCCGCUGCAGAUUGAGGCUGAAGACUGCGAGAACGACCGGAAUGGCCUGAGGUCCACCGCCCGGUUAGGCUGCGUUAUCGUACAGGGCUGCACCAGCAAUGGAGAAGAGAAGGACUUCGACCACAGCCCACAGGCAUUGAUGGGCUCUGUCAGCCCUCAUGGAGCGAGUCUAGAGGGUUCCAAUGUCCCUCCCGUUACGCUUCAUCCCCAAAGGCCCAUAGGGGGAGUGGAGGAGGCCUCUAGCCCGCUUGGAGCCGAGACUGGAGCUCCUCCACCCACCUCACCCAAGCUCCAGGACUUUAAGUGCAACAUCUGUGGGUACGGUUACUAUGGCAACGACCCCACGGACCUAAUCAAACACUUUCGUAAGUACCACCUGGGCCUGCACAACCGGACGCGACAGGACACUGAGCUGGACAAUAAGAUCCUCGCCCUUCAUAACAUGGUGCAGUUCGCCGCCCAAUCGCAGGCCAAAGACUCGGCUCGGCUCCUUGGGCAAUCAGCUCAGAGCGGCUUUGUGGCAGAAGCAGGGUCGCCCAGGUCUUCCGUGCUCAAUGGCACCUAUGACGUACAGGUGACGUUAGCAGGUACCUUCAUCGGAAUCGGGAGGAAGACGCAGGACUGUCAAGGCAACACCAAGUACUUCCGCUGUAAGUUCUGUAAUUUCACCUACAUGGGAAGCUCCUCGGUGGACCUAGAGCAGCAUUUCCUGGCCACCCACCCUAACAAGAUGAAGAGUCCCCCUCCAUCCAACCCCAGCCCGGAGGAGAGGUCCUCUGAGAGGAAGGGGAACGGCAUGCCACGCAUAGGAACGGACGAGCAAGGGAAGUGGACAGAUCGGGUGGCAGUGAGGGCGGAGGAUGACACUGUGGCCGGAUACUCUGUGCCAAUCAGGGCGUCAGACUCCCCCACCCAUACGGGAGGUGACACCCCAGCGGCGUAUUACUGGUGCAAGUACUGCAGCUUUAGUUGCGAAGCCGUCAGCAGCUCCACACUUCUGGAGCACUACGAGAAAAAACACGGUCAGGGGGCCGUCAGGGUGGACAGUCCGGGAGACACGGACAAAAAAGUGGGAGACUCCCAUCUGCGGAAAAAGGAACACCAGAGCGGAAAGACCGGUGGAGCGGGCGAUCCAGAAACGGUGGUGACAAGUUACAACUGCCAGUUCUGUGACUUCCGUUACUCGAUGACUCACGGUCCGGAUGUGAUCGUCGUGGCUCCGCUCCUACAUCACUAUCAGCGAGCCCACAGCAUUCACAAGUGCACCAUCAAGCAUUGCCCCUUCUGCCCACGUGGGCUUUGCACUCCCGAGAAGCACCUGGGGGAGAUCUCCUAUCCCUUCGCUUGCCGUAAGAGCACGUGCUCGCACUGCGCUCUUCUGCUGCUGCAGCUAACAGCCGGGGGGAACGCGUCCCCGUCCCCACCGGCCCCCAGAGCGUCCGUCACCCACUUGUGUGACCAGUGCCCAUUCACCUCAACUGACAUUGACUUGCUUCUGUUGCACUAUGACAGCGCCCAUGUCCCACACAACUUACUGGAUGUCAAACCAGAGGUGGAGGGAUCAGGGGAUGGAGGGGUUGGGCCGGGGCGAGACCAACCUGGAGAGUACGCCUGCACUAAGUGCCAUUUCUUUACCGAAGUGGAGGAGGAGAUCUUUCGUCACUACAGGAGGGUUCACGGCUGCUGCCGUUGCCGCCAUUGUAGCUUCACUGCCACAGACACCACAGCACUGCUGGACCACUUCAACUCCGCCCACUGCAAGGACUCCGUUGACCCCGCCUCCGCUCCUGCCAACGGCUGUUCUGCCCCUUCAACCCUCCGCAUCAAAGAGGAGAGCAAAGGUGAUCUGAAACUCUAUAGCCUGGUGCCUCCGGAGGCCAGCAGAGCCGAGCCGCCGCCGGGCUUAGAAGGCAUGAAGAGCGAGACCCAGGACGAGAAAGAGAAGGCCUGGGUUGAUGCUCUAGGCGGUGGAGUCCGAGGUGGGGAGCAGCAUGUGCAGAGUCUUGUCUGGGUUCCUAAAGAGCGUGCAGGGGAGAUUCUGAGAGGCAGCCCGGCCCCGUUCCCUCAGGCAACGCUGGGUUUGCUGAACGCAGUGGGUGCCGGGGUCAAAGACCAGCAGCAGAAGGGGGCGGCCAUGCUUAGGGACUCAUCGGGGCUGCUGUACAGCCUAAGUGCGAAUGCGAAAAGUUACCUUCCUGGUACGCCACCAAGCGGCGGAGAGAAAACUGGGCAGUACCCAUCCUCUACAGAGGGCAAGAGUGCCAAGGAAGAGUCCCAGUCGCUUUUACGGAGACGACGUGGUUCGGGGGUCUUCUGCGCCAACUGUCUGACCACCAAGACCUCACUGUGGCGGAAGAAUGCCAACGGCGGCUACGUGUGCAACGCGUGUGGCCUGUAUCAGAAGCUGCACUCGACCCCCAGACCGCUGAACAUUAUCAAGCAAAACAACGGUGAGCAGAUCAUCCGUCGACGGACACGCAAGCGCCUCAACCCUGACCCCGUACCGUCUGAGCAGGUGGGGUCCAAGCAGCAGCGCGUGAACAGCGAGGAACGUCUCAAUGGCAGCCCCUUAGAGAGAAGGACUGAGGAGCCAGGAUCUGAUGGGUCACGUGCCGAGGCUCAAGUUCAGCUGGGCAAGUACGAAGCUUACGGUCCCUCUGUCCCCAAAAGUCACCCUAGUCCCCGAUCCACACACGCCUUCCUCGUCAACCAGACGCUGGAGAUCCACAAGCGUAUGCCUCCCCUGCAUAUGCACAAAAGCCCUGCAGAUGGAGGGGCAGAGGGGAACGGCCUAAGUGCGGUACCCCAGAGCGGGGACGGUAAGGGUGGCUCAGAGCGGGGCAGCCCGAUCGAGAAGUACAUGCGUCCGUCCAAGCAGGCCAGUUACUCGCCCCCCGGGAGCCCUAUCGAAAAGUAUCAAUACCCUUUCUUUGGCCUUCCGUUCCUCCACAGCGACCUGCAAAACGAAGCGGACUGGUUGCGUUUCUGGACUAAAUACAAGAUGUCCGUGCCAGGCAACCCGGGCCACUACUUGGGCCACGUGGCCGGCCUACCCAAUCCGUGCCAAAGUUUUGUGCCUUACCCCGCCUUCACUUUGCCGCCUCAUUUUCCACCACCGCCCCCUGCUGGACCCGAGAGCGACACUCCACUCGACUUGGCCAUCAAACAUUCCAAACCCAGUCCGACACCCAACGGGCCCCUCGUUGCCAAGGAAAAAGCCACGGGUGAGAAACGUGCCUCGCCCGUCUCAGAACAGGAGAUGGAACAGCCAGAAGACAUCGACGAGGACAGUUCUUCUUCGCAAGUUGCCAAACCGGAAAAGGUGGAUCAGGCCACACAGGAUGAUCUCUCCAGCAAAUGUGCCCACUGUGGCAUCGUCUUUAUGGACGAGGUACUCUACGCUCUGCACAUGAGUUGCCAUGGCGAUGGUGGGCCAUUCCAGUGCAGUAUCUGCCUGCAUCCUUGCACUGAUAAGUACGAUUUCACCACACACAUCCAGCGAGGCCUCCAUCGGGCAGCACCCGAGGCAAACGGCAACCCCUCCAACCAAUGAGCUUUAUGGCCUAGUUUACUUGCAGUCCUAGCACAACUAGAGCAGUGAGGAAACCCAAUAAGAAACCAAUGUACGACAUGGAUGCAUUGAACUUUUUGCUCAAAAUGUGCCAAGAUGGAUCAUGGUGCCUAAGCAACCAACGUAAGGAACUUCAAUCAGCAUAGCAUUUCUGUGGAAGCUCUCUCUCUCACACAAACAAGAAUCUGUUUCAUUUAAGAACUUUUGAACUGCUUUUGAAGAAAUCGGUACAAGUAGCUACUCUCUAGAUAUAUUUUCUUUAAUCCAGAUAAGUAAUUUCGACAAGGCAGUUCAGCAAGCAAGGUACAUCUACUCAAAUUUAAUUAUUGUUUGAUUGUUUCAUUUUCGUUGUGUGUAUUCACACAUUCAUGGAAAGUUCUCUUACCUGAUGAAAAACAAUGAGGAUGUUUCUGCAUGUGUGGCUCAACGUAGGAAAAUCGUGGCAGCCGUCUGUCACUGUGGCAUCAGGAUAAAUGAUCGUCGUCCUCAAACAAACAUCCAGCAUCCUCAGGGAAUGUGUAUGGCUGAAAUAGACAACAUUAGUUAAGUCUUUCUGUCUAGUUAACAUUAUACUAAAUGUCUUAUGGUUUCCUGUUUGUUUGGGUUCAGAGGUAGGAUUUCGUAACUCGAGUCAUCAAAACUUUUAAGCUGCUGCCUUAGUUGCUGGGAUGCAAUUGUUAUUACUCUAGAAGUUUGGGAAGGAAUAAAAAUAUGUUUUUCUAGGUUGUUAAUAGUAAUCAUAUUAUCAGUGCCUGAUAUUGUACAAAGUAUUUUCUACAUGAAAUGUUGAUAUGCAACAUUGCAUCUGAAUAAGGGCCCUGAGCUCGGCUCUGAAAAACGUUUACAUUCGCAAAUGUAGCAAACAACGUAAUGAAGCAACACAUGUUAUAGUAAACUCUUUUUUUUUCCACGAAAACAGUAAGACAUCAAAUUACAUUUCCUGUUACAUUUCCUUUCCUCCAAAGGUGGGACAUUAAACAAAAGAACUAAGUUUUUUUUUAAUCUUUGGCCACCAAAGGGCACUAUUCAUUCCAAGCAUUGUCUCUUUCUGUUUCAUGUAUUUGUGCUUCGUAGUUGAUGAAGUAGCUUGUUGUAUUGGACUGACGUCUUCCUGUAUGUUUCUCUGCUCUUCUGAUGCUUCAAGAGAAGCCAAUCAGGCUGUGCUUUAUUUAGAUAUUUUUAAGAGCCAGAGCUCAACAAUACAAACACAAAUAGCAUCCAGUGAGUCAAAAUGUAUUUUAUGACACCUCUAAUUCCCAAAACAUUCUCUGUGCUCGGCAGAAGUGGAAUUGGAAACACCUUUGAAUUUGUGUUCAAAGUGUAGUGUUGAUCAAAUAAUUUCAGGUGUUUCUGGUGCCUUUCAAUGGCAGUUGUCUCAAAGAGACAUAACGUUAUUAUUUAUAGUCUAGUUUCACCCAGCUGUGUUUUGCUUUAUGCUUCUUUUGCGAAUUAUUAUCUAGAGUGGACGACCGUCCACCCAAACAAUUUAAAAACGUCUAUUUUUAAAUAAUAAUGAGCUCAGAAAUAAUCUCUAAUUCCAGACAUUAUUUAUCAAGUCAACAGUUUGGGAAAGAAAAACAUGUUUUUACAGAAAUCAUUUGGACUCCCUUUGCAGAUUCUGGUUUCGUUUGCAACCUUGCCUGCAUUUUUGUUGUACUUGUCCUAAACGCUUCUUUCAUAGGUUCAAUAUGUUGGACCUGGCCUGAUUUAAUACAGACAUUAUUUAUAUAAACCGGGGAGAGAUUCAGGCUCAAUGUCUCCAAUUUGCUUUCUGUAUGUUUCUCUGAAACUAGCCUUACAACGCUGCUUAACUGCAAAUGCCUCUUGAAAAAUAACUGAUAUUGUUUAAAUCGUCGCUUUUCACCAGACCAUUUAUCCAGUCAGGUAUUAAAUAACAUAAGGAAUUCUUAAUUUUGUAUUAUUUUCUUUCUCUUAAUGGCAAUUUUCAUUUUAAUUUGAAAAUGUUAAUGCUUGCACUUCAGUUACUCUGUUUAUUGCAAAGGAAGGAAGAUGAAAUGUGUUAUUAGCAUGCUAAGUACAGGUACUGCAUUUUAAUAAAUGAAAGAGAUCUUGCCUAUUUUGUGAAGGUCUUAGCAAUAUUGAAACACAAGGAGUAUUUGAUGGAGCCUGGAAGCUCGUUUGGCCAAGGUCACUGCGAAGGGCAUAAAUAUGUAAAUGUUUUAACCAUUAUUCUUAGAAUGUUAUUGUUUUUACACUUGCUGCAUUUAAAGUGCAUAGAUGACGAUUUAGGAUUUUUUCAGCUGCCACCUUAACUAUUUUUUGUUUCCUUUGUUUUCGUGUGUGGUAGGUUUUUACAUGCAAAAAAGAUUCAACAAAGAUGGCAAAGAUGUCUGUUACAUCUAAACUUGAAUAAUAAUAAUGACAAUGAUAAUAAUAAUGAUAAUUAAUAAAAUAAAACAUUUUAGCAA
Messenger RNA from Triplophysa dalaica, 9437 nucleotides. It is a transcript of the gene trps1, whose product is annotated as trichorhinophalangeal syndrome I. Gene Ontology annotation, biological process: regulation of transcription by RNA polymerase II. Lineage: Eukaryota; Metazoa; Chordata; Actinopteri; Cypriniformes; Nemacheilidae. The coding region runs from base 3145 to 6990 and encodes 1281 amino acids. The transcript has 7 exons. Gene Ontology annotation, molecular function: RNA polymerase II transcription regulatory region sequence-specific DNA binding; DNA-binding transcription factor activity; zinc ion binding. Gene Ontology annotation, cellular component: nucleus. The record is from RefSeq and is a predicted model, not a curated record.